AUGAGCCGGCACACCUGUUUGGCUGCAGCGGCGCUGCUGGUAGUGUUUUGCGUUGCAGAAGCACAAAGAAGAUUGGCACUUCCAGACCCACGGAGUUGUGCUAAUAGGGUUCGCCACUCAACAUACAGGGAUGGUCGUGGAGUGCUCCAUUCAUACUUCUUCAGUUGGGAACACGGACCCACCCGCAAUUUGGAAGUGGACUGGUUAGACGCCAGGAACAUCUGCCGUCGUCACUGUAUGGACGCCGUCUCACUGGAGACCCCUCAGGAAAAUGAAUUCAUAAAGCAGAGGAUCGCAGCGGGCAACGUGCGGUACAUUUGGACUUCUGGUCGUAAAUGUAACUUCGCGGGUUGCGACCGUACCGACCUCCAGCCCCCGAAUGUAAACGGUUGGUUCUGGUCCGGUUCCGGAGCAAAGAUUGGACCCACUACUCAAAGGAACACCGGAGAUUGGUCUUACACCGGCGGGUAUGGACAGCAACAACCUGACAACCGUGAGGCUGCACAAGGCAAUGACGAAUCUUGUUUAGCAAUCUUAAACAACUUCUACAACGACGGUGUCAAAUGGCACGACGUGGCCUGUCACCACGUGAAACCUUUUGUCUGUGAAGACAGUGAAGAACUGCUUAACUUCGUGAAGUCGCGUAACCCCGGCCUACGCCUAUGA
This is a messenger RNA of Pieris macdunnoughi, 666 nucleotides long. NCBI's taxonomy places the organism in Eukaryota, Metazoa, Arthropoda, Insecta, Lepidoptera, Pieridae. The record is from the annotation of a GenBank genome assembly.